Messenger RNA from Podospora anserina S mat+, 219 nucleotides. RefSeq lists its product as uncharacterized. The transcript has a single exon. Gene Ontology annotation, molecular function: protein binding. Bases 1 to 219 code for a protein of 72 amino acids. The record is from RefSeq and is a predicted model, not a curated record. Lineage: Eukaryota; Fungi; Ascomycota; Sordariomycetes; Sordariales; Podosporaceae.
AUGGGCAUGUUGUUCGACGUCCACAAGCCGAUCAUCGACCGGUUUGGGAGGUACCCCUAUCUCAAUGGGAUAACCGGGCGGGACGCAAACGACGGAGAAGAAAAGUGGUUGGAGGAGAUCAACCACUUUGCCGAGGCGGACGAGGAGAGCGUUAGGCGGGUGAGGGAAGAUGUCAAGGCGGGACGGUGGUCGCCGUUGGGGACUGACACGCCUCGCUGA